Molecule: messenger RNA, 1440 nt
Organism: Closterium sp. Yama58-4
Lineage: Eukaryota; Viridiplantae; Streptophyta; Zygnematophyceae; Desmidiales; Closteriaceae
Source: the annotation of a GenBank genome assembly
AUGAAGACGCAAAACGGCCAAGGUGUGAUUUUACACAGCAUCCGCACCAAAGCCGUGGAGUUUCAUACGAAGUACUCGGUUACUCGGGAGAAGUCUGCCGCAUCCGUCGCCUCGGUUCAUCUCGGGUUUCGGGAGGACUUCAUCAAGUCUAAGGAGUCGGAGGAGCUGGAGAGGCAGAGAAUCAAGGACGCUGAAGAAUUGAAGAAAGCAGCCGCUGCCGAAGAGAUGGAGCACCUGGAAACAGACUUGGCGAUCAACGAGCUUGUUCGAAAAGCUGCCAAGAAGCACGCGGAGGCGAUGUGCAAGGAGGUUGCAGCGAGCGUCGAAGCGAAGCUUACUGCCAAGUUUAAGAAGAGCUUGUCAAUGGGAUCGCAGGAUUUCAAGCCGGCCCCUGCAGCAGCAAAGCCCAAGGCGGACCCGUCCAAGGAUCGCCAGAUGAACACUGGUGCCAAGGCACAUGCGCAGUCACGCAUUCUGGACCGGGGAGUACACAAUCUGAGCGCUAAGGUCUUAUCUCGCGACAAGACUAAGGCGCUUGGGACGGGACUGAAGUUUAUACCAACAUCAGCCUGGAAGUUUUCCAUCGAAGCAAAUUUGCAUCAGCUGCAUCGACGGAUCUCCCUCGACUUUUUCUUCAAGGGAAAAGGACCAUCAGCUUCAUCACGUUUCCGGGUGAAGAAUCCGAAUUGGUGGCCCGAUCGGGCCGAGGUCCCGGAGCAAGUCUUCAAGGAGGCGCGAGCCGACCUUUCUUUCCUGGUGAAGACGUGUAAGCCGCUGCGGGGACAGAACCUCUCACGGGGUGUGCGCGCGGCUAUACGUUCCCUAUCGCUCGACAGCAGCAUAGUCAUCAAGGCAGCUGACAAGCAUGUGGGAGUGACGGUGAUGGAUCGAGCACACUACGUCGCGAUGUGUAUGGAGCAUUUGAGCGACGCGGAUGUCUACAGACCGGUUCGUCACGACCCAACUCCUCGUGUUCUGCAACAGCUGAGCAAGCUGAAGACGACAUGGGGGCCUGCUUUCCCGAACAGUAUCUGGAAAUUCUUCUUUGACAAACCGCCAGGAGGGUGGCGUCUAGCGGCUUAUUACAUCCUACCCAAACUCCAUAAGAAGACACCAGUGGGGCGCCCGAUUGCAGCUUUACACUCAUGGGUGACAACUAACGCGAGUCGGUGGCUGGAUGCGCAACUUCGACCGCUAGUUCUAAAACGUGCUACCUAUCUGCGCAAUUCUCUCGCAUUGCUAGCGAAGCUGGAGACAACGGCCUUCCCGCCUAACAUCCUCUUAGCUACUUACGACGUCACCUCGCUCUACCCCAGCAUAUCCAUUGAUCGAGGACUCGAAGUAGUUAGCCGUUUCUUGCCGAGGGAAAAUCCCGCAGCUCGCUCAACCGCUCAUGGCCCUUCUGGGUUGGGUCAUGAGAAAUUCUUUCGUGGAAUUUGA